CUUCUUGAGAAUGACAGCUCUACAGGUGGCAGCACAUAUCCCAGCCGAAGAAAGCAUAGUGGUUUCAAAAGUUUAUGUUGUCUAACCUGUAUAACGAUCGUACUUUAUCAAAACAAGCAUGGAGCACAGAACGUGUAGAAUAUCAUAAACGACUUACAACUAUUAUAGUGCCAGUCGGUGCCCAUUGUAAUUGAGGUGCGAGAAAAAUUGGAGGUUAGAGUGUGUUGCCUUUGGAACGGCUUUCUGAACAAAAGUUACUUUGACAAACAACCAGGUUAGGUAAUAUACUGAUACCGAAUAAUUGUGGAUGUGGACAAUGAACGAAGGCCAGAGUGUAAUAUCCGAAAUAGUUUUGAAAGAUGGAAAUGUACCACCAAUAAUUGGGCAUUUCGAAAAUGGGGAUUUGAAGCCUAGUGCAGGGAGCGUGCAAAGAUGUGGGAUUUUUCGCAAAAAUACUGAGUCCGAUAAAUAUAUUGUUGCUGUGCAUACAAGUGAUAAUGGAGUGUACAUGGGUACUCAACCAGAAGAGGAGCCAUACCGAACAUUACUUGCUGUCCAAGAUAAAGGAAGCAAUGAAAUUCGAUUAAUUGAAGUAGAUAAAGUCUCUUUUAAACCAAUGUCUAUUAUUUCUUCCACAAAUAAUCAAGAAGAAGCAUCUGUUUCUGCAUUAUACAAAUCAUUUGGAUCAAGAGUAAUAAAACGAAAAACAGAACAAAAAGAGCGAAUGACAAUUAACAUAGAAACUUUCUCAGAGCGCUUGCAUGGAACAGCUUCUAAUAUUGAUGUGGAUAAUGCUCUAAAUUUAAUAGACGAUUCAGAAUAUAUUGGUACAUUCCUUCCAUGCAAUAGAAAUGCCACUGUUGUCACAAAUGUGUACAAUUUAGAGGAUAUUAUAUCUCCUCAUGAGCUAGAAGAUUUACAAGAACAAGCUCUGGUUGUGUUAUCUAAUUCAAAUGAAGAUAAUAAAAAUGAGCUGUCAAGUCCACCUCUCCGAAGCAAAGCAUUAUGUCACUUAAUUGUUGCAGGCUUAUUAGCUUGUAAAUUUACACUUAAUAUAGAGGCUUUACCGAGUUUGACCCAAAUGUCUGGAGAAAACUUGAUGAAACUUUGUCGGAUCUUAGGAGCUGUGCCAAUGGGUAAAGAAAAGAAAGACAUUGUUUUAAAAGUUCCUCUUCCAUUCACAAGAAAGCCUAAUAUUUUAAAGAGGAAGAAGAAAUCUUGAUUAUUAUGUACCCUUUCCAUCUGUAAAAUAUGUAUCUCUUGCUAAAUAAAAUGUUUAUUACAUAAAUUUCCUUGUGUAGAAUUUAU
This is a messenger RNA of Gryllus bimaculatus (two-spotted cricket), 1308 nucleotides long. Lineage: Eukaryota; Metazoa; Arthropoda; Insecta; Orthoptera; Gryllidae. The record is from the annotation of a GenBank genome assembly.